AUGGUAGAAAUUUGGGCAAUUGGCUACAUCAUGUCUACAUUAUUCUAUCCAAUUAUAACCUUUAUUCUUAUCGCCAUAUGCAUUUCAUACUGGGCAGUGACGGCUGUUUUCCUGGCUACCUCAGGAGAACCUGUGUACAAAGUUAUGGCUAAUCAAACCUUAUGCAAGUAUGCAAAUUUGACCUGUUAUCCAGAGACUUUCAACACUACUAACGUGACCAAACUAUGUCCAGGGGCACAGUGUACAUUUGCUUUCUAUGGGGGAGAAAGUCUAUACCACCGCUACAUUUUAGUGUUUCAAAUUAUCAAUGUGUUUGUCUUUCUCUGGCUGGUCAAUUUUUCAAUCGCAUUGGGUCAAUGUACCCUUGCUGGUGCCUUUGCUUCUUAUUAUUGGGCCUUCCGAAAACCUGCUGACAUCCCACCUUGCCCUCUCUUUUCUUCAUUUGGACGAGCAAUACGGUAUCAUACAGGUUCUUUAGCAUUUGGCUCCUUAAUUCUUGCAGUGGUUCAACUAAUUAGAGUAAUCCUGGAAUACCUUGAUCACAAACUUAAGGGCUCACAAAAUGCAUUUGCUAAGUUCUUGCUUUGCUGCCUCAAAUGCUGUUUUUGGUGUUUGGAAAAAUUCCUUAAAUUUAUCAACAGGAAUGCUUACAUCAUGAUUGCAAUCUAUGGUAAAAACUUCUGCACCUCAGCAAGGGAAGCGUUCUUUCUUCUCAUGAGAAAUGUGGUAAGGGUUGCAGUCCUGGAUAAAGUAACAGACUUCUUAUUAUUCCUGGGUAAACUCCUCGUUGCUGGAGCUGUGGACUGUCAUUAUAGGGUCAUAUCUGGUUGCACACGGAUUCUUCAGUGUCUAUGCAAUGUGUGUUGACACACUUUUCCUCUGUUUUUGCGAAGACUUGGAAAGGAAUGACGGAUCUACAGCAAAACCUUACUACAUGUCAGCUAGUCUGCACCGGAUUUUGGGGAAGAAGGAACUGAGUCCCAAAAAGUUAAUGGGAUGAUGCUCAAAAUUGCAACAGUGUUAGUUUUAAGGAAGAGGGGAGAAAAAAACAUUUUAAAAGCAGGAUGCGUAUAAUUUAGACAAAAGAUUUUUUUUAAGUAUGACGCUUCUGGUUAAUAAAUCAUUUGUGUUGCUUUAUACUAUCUAAAAAUAAGCAAAUGGGCAACAUUUUCAAGACGUCUUUUAACCGCUGUGAAAUAAGAUCACAUCAUAGUUUUUAUAGAGUGCCUAUGGGAAAUGUGUAAAUGUGAAGCUUCUUUUUUUUAAUCUUUAGCUCUUAGUGUUUUAAUAACUUUUCUAACCUGAAAUUUUGCUGUCUGAAAUGACAGCCAUUUUGAUAACUUUUUUUAUAGGUGUAUAUUUGUAAAGGAUAUUCAGGCAAUUUUUCAAAGCACUACAAUGUAUCCUAAUUAGCCAUAAACAUAUCAAGAUUAUCGGUAACCAGCAGGUAGUCCUAAAAUUGUAAUGAUGGUGCUAUGGCUGUAUUUUUACUGUACAUGCUGAAUGACAGCUACUUAAACUGUGACUAAAAAAAACCUAAUGGUUCCCAUGUGAGGAAGGGCACAUUGCUUAUUCAGUUGCCUCCUAAAAGUUGAAAUGGAGAUAAAUUGGGAUCCUGAUGAUUGAUCUCCCCCCACCCACAAAAUAGAGCAAAGAUUAUUUAAAUACCUUCAAUUUUUUUCAAAAAAAGAAUGUUAUGCCAAUAUCUAUUAUUCAUUUUUUUAAAAAUGUACGUCAUGCAAUAGCCCCUGUUUGCCACCAAAUGCAAUAUUUAUGGGGGCAGUUGCAAAAUAUUAAUAAUAAUACUGGGUUAAGAGUGCUAUGAUUUUAUAUGCAUUAUGUAAACAUUUUUUUCUAGAAAAAAUAUCCAUAAAAUAAAAUCCAAUAUUAGUUUUUUUUCCCCUAUGGAAGAAAUCCUUGUAAACAAGCUUGGUGUUUCCUAACUUGGUCUUCUGGUGAUUUGAUGGAACUUCUGUUCCAGUUCUCCUCACCAGUUCAACCUUUGUUCAGUGUAUCUUUGGAACACACCAGAUUGAAGAAGGUUGAUCUCAGCUGAAACUCAGAUCAUUUGCAUUUCAUCAUAACUUUUUCUCCUUCUUCUCCUGCUUGACAAAGACAAAGAAUUAAGGAUUAUUUGCCAUUUAGGUCCCUCUUGCAUUAUUUAUAUGAACAUGUGAUCAUUUUUCAUUCAGAGAGGAAAGAAAUGAGAGAGAUGUAAUAUGAAUGAAUAUUCCUUGUAGCUGAAGUAAAAAAACACCUGGUCUUGAGUCUCAUAGAAAAAGACCUAAUGAGUAAAUAUCAAAAAUUAGUAUUCUGCAUCAUAAAAUAGAAUACACUCCUGUGAAGGAAAAUACAAUUGUCUUAUUUAUAACUGGAACUCAAAAUCAUUAAUCUCAUUUUAUACUAGUAAAAGCUGGGGAGACAACAUAUUCUAAGCAGAGUUUCUUCACAGUCAUGCUGCUUAUUUAGGAGUUGUCUCAUAUGAACUUUUAUUUCUGUUAAACAUUAAAACAAUGGGUAGCCUUAGUUAUGCUGUUGCUCCUGGCUCAUGAGAGGCUUUUAAAAAAGGACACACUGUUUUCAACACCUGUGAUCAUUAAUUCCAUUAUCCCCUCAUGACAUGAUCCUCUGUGAUUAACACAGGGGUGAUUGGCCUCAGUUCUGACUGAAGCUUGUGGCCAGAUUUGCAAUGGUAAUUCUACUUAUUUCUCUAAUUUAUUGCACAAAUCAAUACCAAGCUUAUUCUUCUAAAAUUGGGCCCUCCAAAAUUCAUUCAACUGAACUGCCUAGUUCUACAUGAAGCUGGUCUUGGUUUUAAGAUAAUUGAGCAAUUCAACUGAUAUUAAUUGGACUAAUAUAGAAUCUUAGGUGUUUUUAAUCCCCCAGUUUUUAAUUCCAAGAGUUUUUAACUUUUCUGUUACAAAGAAGUUUUUCCUGGAAGUCCAUUCUGUUAAAAGGAACAACUUAUUUCCAGAUGAGAAUAUUUUUUUGAGAAAGGUGCUUACAUUAUUUGUAUUCCAAAACACUUGAGAGAGCUAGCAGUCUGAAAUAAAUUAUAUAUAUGCACUCAGCUGAAUGCCCAUGUCGGUGAGUAGAUAUACUUUUCAUGCAGACAAGUGUAAUUCAUCUAGAUUGGGCACAAAGGUAGCUUUCCUGGAGGAGGGAAUAUUUUGCUACUUCUACCUACUUCAGCAAAAACUGUUCUAGAAGGUCGAGGAGCUCUUUGGGACAACAGGAAUGAUGCAAGAAGAGCCAGGACCUGGUUAGAGUCAUUUGCCCUUCCCUCAGCAGGAGCCUCCAAAGGAGUCUACCUGCCCCAAUGGAAUGGUCCUUUCCAUUUAGAAGAAGGCAAUUUCUUCCCUUCUGUGCUACUAAAAGGGACAACAAAUUAGUUUCUCUGCAUGCAAAUAUACAAAUCAAAAGAUGAAUAGAGCCUCUUAACUACAGCAAUCACUGAGUGUUAGCAGACAUCUAUUAGGAAUGUCUCUAGAAGGCAACUUUCGUCCAUGGAUAACUGGAGAGCAGUUUGAAUAAUAUAUAAUUCAUCAUUAAAAAAACAUAUUUUCCCAUUGUAAUGCCUGUUCAGACCUUAGACUAUGGCUAUAUAUGAACCCAACUAUCAUGCUGUUCACAUAAUGUUAAUAUCUUGAGAUACUUAGUAGGCAAAAUAAUUGACUUAGUCCUUGCUAAGCAUGUCCUUGCAUAUUAAAUCUUAGGAUUAGUCUUAAAUGUUUUCAGUUGAGAUAAAUUGAUGAUAUUCAUUUGAAAAACAGCAAGAUUGCACUUUUAAGUCACAAUGCAACCAUCAGACAUCAUUAGAUGUCUUUAGGAAUUGUUAGGUGUAACACUGGAUUGUUUCUAGAUAAUUAGAACUGAUUCUAACAAUUAUUAGAACAGGAGUGACAUCUGGAAAAUGUAUGUUGUUAUCUUACUGAUUAAAACAGGGGCUUAGCAAUCAAUCCAAAGAAGCUAACACAUAAAGGAAGAAAAAUAAACUAAUUUGCCAAAGAAGUCACAAAAUUAUUUUCCCCCCACAUGCAAUAUUUAUUCUGGCCUGGUUUUUAUUUAACAAACCAUGGUUAAAAUAAACUGUGAUUUAAUAUAUGUGAGUACAGCCGAUAGACUGUACUUGAAUAAGUAAACCCAGUCAGAAAUAAAAUGGAAAAAUGCCCUUAAAGGAAACAUUCUAGAGUCAUUUUAUUAACUAAACAACUGGAAAAAAUGUGAAAAUGCUAAGCAAUAGCACUGAAAUUUGGCUACCAUUCAGCCAAUUUGAAAUGUCAAAUAAUGGCAAAGUGUACAUCUGAUAGGCAAAAUUCCUGAAUAUCUUUCUCAGAAAUGAAUGAGCAUUAAUGUGCAAACUAAGUAAUAAUUUAUUUUUGAAAGGCAAAUAGCUUUGAAUUUUGACUGAUGUGUUUCUUAAUCCUUAGGACAAACCCUGCAGGUUUGUUAUAGUGUCCAUUUUAUGCAUAUAGUGCUUUAACAUAAAGCUAAAGCUUGAUCAAAUGCACUUCCGUGCUUUAGAGAAGUCAUAAUGUACUAGAAAAAUCAUUUCUUGAUGAGAUGAUAACAUAGGCUUGGAUCCUGCACUCCUUCGAGUCAAGAGCGGAGGCAAAGGCUUCUUCUUGAUGGAACUGGUGCAGCAUCUAGCCCACUUGAUUCUAAAGGGCUGAUUAUAUUAUUGCGCCAGUGUUUACAGUAUAAUAAAUGCCAAAACAUCCCAUGUGUAAUAUAUACAUAUAUAUAUAUCUCGCCAGGCGUUUGCUGUUGUGCACAAAAGAGCCAGCAGAUGGAAGUAUUGGAUUGGUUUCAUUUUUUGCUCUCUGCCUUUCUUCCUCCUAGUGGGAGAUUUAGAAAGUCAGGAUGGUUCUACCAAAAGACCUUAUUACAUGAGUAAAUCUCUGCUGAAGAUACUCAACAAGCAUAACAUGCAAAGCAAAAGACAUUAGAGAAGGUGGACUGUCCUCACCACAUCAUUGCAUUGGGUCUGGUGCACUGUUUCUGCAAUACGUUGUCAGCUUUUACUUGUGCAAGUUUUAUACCAAAGCUAUUGUACCCCGUGAAACCAUCCGAGUGAAACCAUCCGAGGUUUGUCGUGACACCAAUCUUUAAAAUUCCAGGGACAGAGGAAACAUGAGAGAUUUCUCCCCCCCCCCUUCUUUCUCUCUUGAUUUCUCUUUAAUUACUGUGGCUUGGAUAUUAAAAUGUUGGCUGUUGUUUUCUUUAUUUUUCUUCUUUUAAAAAAGAGGUAUGAAAUGUCUUACUGUUAAACAUUUUGUCCUAAGUGAGUAAACAGAUUUUUCAAAACAAUGUUAAGAGUUUCCAAGGAAGAAAACCUGUAAAUGUCCUUUUUCAAUAUAUAUGGUCAAAGAAUAUGUAAAUGUCUCUUGACUGCAUUUCAAGUUUUGUCCCUUUCCUAGCCUGUACAGCUGUGUGCUCCAAUACAAAGUGCCUUACUGGCUAUUGGUAUCAACUACUUUAUGUUCCUAAGUUUACAAGCACCAUUUGAACCAUUAAUCUACUAUUGCUUGAAACAAAAACUCUCGUUUGAUUUAUUUGAAAGUAUUGAUACAAGUUUGGUUGUUUUAUGUAGUUGCAAGUGUUACAAAACCUGUAUUUUCCCACCUCCAUCUGCUCUAAAAGCAAAGCAGUGGGCAAUAUAACAUUUAGGUGUUUCUGCUUAGUUUUAUCCAUCUUGAUUUAUAAUUCAGGAUAUUGAGUCUCUGCUGACUUUCCACUUCAACAUGUGCUGCAAUCCACAUACAAACCUGUUUUCUGGGGUAUUUAUUCAACUUCCUCAAUCCAGGAGAUCAGAAGUAGGUGUGCCAACUUUUCAGCCAGAUGUUUUAUCUAUCCAAGUGGCAAUUUGAUCUAUCACAAUUAACAGUAAAUAUUUAUUGCCCUGCUAAGAAAUAUUAUCAGAUGAUCCUAAUUUUAGAAAGCCUUUCCUACAAAAGAAAAGUAGAUUAGAUAGAAAAAUUUAUAAAGAAAGAAAAAUUUCCAGAGCAAUGCCCAGACUGCAUCCCACUUUUCCCCAAUCUAUCUAUGAGCCGAGGUGGCGCAGUGGUUAAAUGCAGCACUGCAGCA
This is a messenger RNA of Thamnophis sirtalis, 6087 nucleotides long. The record is from RefSeq and is a predicted model, not a curated record. Lineage: Eukaryota; Metazoa; Chordata; Lepidosauria; Squamata; Natricidae.